This is a messenger RNA of Schistosoma spindalis, 639 nucleotides long. The record is from the annotation of a GenBank genome assembly. NCBI's taxonomy places the organism in Eukaryota, Metazoa, Platyhelminthes, Trematoda, Strigeidida, Schistosomatidae.
AUGUUGAAAUUAAGUUUAGGUGCGUGUUUGUCAGCACUUGGUGAGGAACCAGGAGAGUACUACAUAGUCGGUUUUAAAGGUUCAUGCCACUAUUAUCAUUAUGGUGCUCAAGGUGUGAAUGACCAAGGCUGGGGCUGUGGUUACAGAACACUGCAAACCAUUCUGUCUUGGUACAACCUCACGAAAUCCUGUCCUUUCGAUGUGCCUACUUUGCUUGAAGUUCAAAAUAUAUUGCAUGAAACCGGGGACAAGCCUAGAGCCUUUGUAGGCUCUCAUGAUUGGAUUGGAACAUACGAAUGUGGAUUAGUAAUACAAUACCUGACAAAGCAUGAUUUUAAGAUAAUACCUGUGGAAAAAGGCAUUUUUACGGAGGAAACCGUCAAAUUGCUUGUCGAUCAUUUUCAAGCACACGGAUCACCAGUCAUGCUCGGAGGAUACGACGACAGUUCAUCAAAAGGAAUUGUUGCAGUAAAAACGUCUCUUGACCAGUCAACAAUGUUGCUAACUUGUGACCCCCACUAUUUUGAAAUACAUGGCAGCCCAACUAUCGCUAAAUUGUGUAAAGGAAAGUGGUUACGAUGGUGCAAAGUUACUGAAUUGUCAGAAAGACACUUUUAUAAUUUGUGUUUGCCUUUAUAA